AUGGCUUUCUUACUUUCCGACGCGGUGAACGACAGCUACAGUUUGCUAAAGGCUCCGCGGCCCAGCAUGCAAGCCCUGAUGCUGGAUGCCAUCACCCAGCAGGGCAAGCUGACGGAGCUGGUUCUGAAGGGGCAGGUGGAGCUGUCAAGGUCCAUCGCUCUGUGUUUGGAGGUUCUUGGUUUGGGCACCAGUUCCCCCGACCGGCAUUCCGCUGCCGCCCGGGCCCUAGUGAGCCUGGUCACACAUCAGAAGCUGCGACCCGCCGUGGACAACCUGCUGGUCAUGAGGCGACUUUGCCGGAUCAUCGAACUCACAGAUUCUGCAACAGCACUAGCGGCGGCGGGGAAGGCGCUGUUUGAGGUCGCGGAUGAUGCUUCUUGGAGAACCAAGGGCGGCAGCACUGCCGAAAUUCUUCGAGAGGCGCUUCUUCGCUGUGUGGACACCAUCACCUCAGUUGCUGAGCAGCAGCAGAAGAAGAAGCACAAGGAGAAGCAACAGCAGCAGCAGAAAAUGAAGCACAAGGAGAAGCAACAGCAGCAGCAGAAGAAGAAGCACAAGGAGAAGCGACAGCAGCAGCAGCAGCAGGACGCAAUCGCGGGAAAAAGCUGCACUAGUACUCGGGAGAGCGGAGCGGAGCAAGCAGGCACUACGUCUAGCACGCCACCACUGUUCAUGGAAUCGGGUGCCACACCUGAUGCGGACCAAAUUGCCUUGGUGACCGCUGCCGCUGCCGUUCUGCGGCCCCCCGUGUUGCACCUGCUCAGCCCUGAUCAGCUGCAGGAGGCAUCUGGCGCGCUGGCGGCAUGCAUUGCCAGUGGCUGCGGCUGUGCAGAGGUACUCUCCGCCCUGUCUUCUGUGGUUCAGUUCGGACCCACGGAUACAGACCGUGUUGCCGCUGCAUGUGCAGCGCUGAACUGCGAUGGCAUGGUUGCAGCGAUCUUUAAAUCUGUGGCGGCCGGUACACAGUCAGCCAAGGCCGUACAAGCUACAGAGAUACUGGAGAGUGAAAAUGGCAGCAGCAGCAGCAGCAAGAGCGAUGGUGCAGCUUGUAUGGUGACAACGAAAGCCUUGGGUCGUACACCGAUCAAGCUUACGACCAGUGCUCAAAACGCCCUGUCGUGUCUGGCGGCAACGUUGGCCGCCUGCGUGACGGCGGGCAGUCCACCACACAUCUCCACAGCCACUAGUGAUGAAACCAUGGCAGAAUUAUUGCUGCCCCUUCUGCAGCUGGAACCUCCGGAAGCUAUCCACACCUUGCGCACCCUGCUGCUCCUCAUGAGCCUCAGCUCUGCACCUAAUGGCCUGGCAAAAGCUGUAGCAGUUGCCUUAGCUCCUGGUGGCUGUCUGCAUGCCAUGUCAGGCGCUGUGCUGGCUGCCAUCAAAGCUCUGCUAGGGGAUAGUUCAGUCGCAGAUUUCGCUGAUGCCGCCUGUGCGACAAGCCUCCUGCUCCUCACCACAUUAUUGCUUGAGACGGGCGGAGUGACGGUGGAGCAGCUACAGGAGCAAGCAACAGGGCUGAUACAGGCCGCAGUGGGCGUCGUUACGGGUGAAAUGCCGGGACCAGAAUGGCAUGGGCUUUUCACCUCCGUGGCAAGCCAGGGUGAUAGCAGUAGUUCUACUAGAAGGACUAGUAGUCCUUCUGUGCGUUACCCGGGCACGCUGAGGUCGGCUGCAGCCAAAGCCUUGUGUCCGCUAUUGGAGUGGGUAUCUGGGCAGGAUACCAGCAGUGCUGGCCAGCCAAUUAUUGCCACUUUACAGCCGGACAAGGUAGCGGACGCACUCAUUGCAGGCGUGAUGUCAUCAGCUGGUAAUGUUAGCGGGAAUGAGGGGAUUUUGGAGCAACUGUGCGUCCUCACGCCAAGCCUACAGCUAUCAGAUCCGGGUCCACGUUGGGCAAAGUUCAGCUUGAGGGACUUGUAUACGCUCAUCGAAGCCCUCCUGGACAUCAUGGUGAAUCAAGCAGCGGAUGGUCCUAACCAACACAAAGUCCCGCAGCUGGCGGCUGUGAUGGCCCUGUCCCUGUGGUCAAGGAUCCCCGGCAUCCGCGGGGCAGGCUUGUUCAAUUUCGAUGAUGCAAACGCCUUCUAUGAAUUACUCCUAAAACUCGUAACUGCUGCCCUCCAAUCUGUCGCUUCCGCUGCUGCCUCCAACCCCACAUCGGUGCAGCAGCUGUCUGACCUGGCGGGGGUACUGAAUGCGGUGUUAGGCUGUCUACAGCCGCAACUGGCUCUCUCGGGAAACCAGUGCCUGCCGCUGUCACCAGCCCUUACAGAGAAGCUGCUUCCCCGCCAGCAGGUUACUACAGCAAGUAUUGGGGUCGGUGAUAAUAAGGGGGUCAACCUGCUCCACCUUCGUUACGACUUCAUCAAGCCUGCACUGUCGCACUGCAGUGGCACACAACGGUGGCGCAGUGCUUACAGUUCUCGCACCAUUUAUGGCCCUCGUCCAGAGUUUUCUCUGCAGUUGAAGUGGAACUUUGAGGUGGCUCCCCCGACCGAGGCAUGGACCUCAUUCGUUAACAAGCUUACAGAACAGGCACAAGGAUCCAGCAGCAUCGGCUACAUUGAUGGACAUAAGACUGUUGCAACCACGACCGUUGAGCCUCUGUUGCAGGGACUGGCUGUGGCGUCCUCCCAGCUGACCGAGAUGAUUGGAAAGCAGCUGCAGCCCCCCAGCCCAGCUGGCAGGGAAGGCGAAUGCGUACUGGGCCUGGAAACAGCUGCAGUUUUGCGGGCGGCAGUGCAGGUGGCGGGUAACACGGCUAAGGUUCUGGCGCUGUGUGUCCCGCCGCCUCUAGCUGACAUCAACAAAUGA
This is a messenger RNA of Volvox carteri f. nagariensis, 2814 nucleotides long. RefSeq lists its product as uncharacterized. The transcript has 4 exons. The record is from RefSeq and is a predicted model, not a curated record. Bases 1 to 2814 code for a protein of 937 amino acids. NCBI's taxonomy places the organism in Eukaryota, Viridiplantae, Chlorophyta, Chlorophyceae, Chlamydomonadales, Volvocaceae.